UAUGGCGCGGAAACUGAAUUUCAAACGAACGAAGCCUUUUUCUUUCCGAUAAAUAAUACCAGGUUUGCAGGAAAAGAUUUUGUUAGUUAUUUUUCUUCGAUUUGAGGUUUGAUAGCUACUUUUGUGACUUUUAGUUUCAUUUGCACAAGAAAAUAUAAUUUCUGCAGGGCAGCAACACAUCAAUAAUUUGUGAAGCUGUAAUAGUAUUAAGCUUAUGACGUUAAGAGAUACACAGCAUGGAUGAUGUAGUUACUCUAAAUCAAAUAUGAAGAAACAGAGCAAUAAGAAGAGAAGAUUUAUCAGGCCAAGUCCAAAUGAAGAGGCUGCCAUUGUUCAAAGUGAACAAGAAAGAAGAAAGAAGAUCAGAUUAAAGCAGGUCAGAGAACAAGAAAAGGCUUUUUCUCUUAAAGUCCGCAAAAGCAUCAAAAAUAAAAGAGACAGUGAGWUGAAAAUAUUAUCAGAGGAAUUGCAGAAACAAUGGACUGAAAAGCAACUCAUUGAGCAGAAAACCUUAGAGGACAAAUAUAAUAAAAACUUGACGAGGCUGGGAGAUGGACAUACAGCUGCUGUUGUGGAUCAGAAUACUCACAAGAAAGAUGGUAGGGUUCUCACAAAGGAAGACAAGAAAAGAGCCAUUGACAGGCACAAUGAAGCCCUUCAUCAGCUUAUACUUAUGAAGGAAAAAGAACAAGAAAUACAAAGAUAUCAAACUAAUGCAAGAGUGAAGGCAAUUGAAGCUGAAAAAGCAAGAUCUGCUGUUAUUGCUUCUCUUCCUCCACCAAAAGAUAUAUUGCUAGAUUUGGAGCUUGUCAAAGAUAACAAACCACAAACAAAGAAAGCAGAAGACUACAAAUCUACUCAUUUCCACCUUCAAAGACCAAUGAUUCAAGUGGAAARAAUGGACAAAGAUAGUCAGGCCGAUGCAAGAUUUGCAGCCAAAGUUGCAGAGUUUGAGAUUCAAGGUAACCUUGAGGAAACACAGAAAAGUMAGGCAGAACAAGCAGAAAAGGCUCUGUUACGGCACAGACAUGCAUUGGCACAGUUAAAGAUUGAAGAGGAUCACAAAAGAUUAAUGGGUGAGCUAGGAGAAUUGGAACGAAUAGACAGACAAAGACGUCAAGAAGCUGUAGCUAAAAUACCAGUACGAAUAUUUCAACCUCCCCACAAGCGUGUUGAAGAUGCUGAAGAAAGACAACGUGAUCUGGAGCAAGCUUUUGAAGACAUGUACAUGAUACAAACAGGGUAUACUGGUGACUUGACCAUUGCACUUGAUACAACUGAAGACCCUCUUAUUCCAGAACAGCACCAAUUCUUAGUUCCAGACAAAAGAAAUGAAGAUCAACAGGAGGAGAGCAUUCCAACAUUUCCUCCUGAAGAAUGCCGACCGACAGAAGRUCAUCAAGACACCAUAGAAUCUCAAGAAGAUGUUGGUCCUCCUGGAGAGAGUGUCAUUGAAGACAARGAACAGAGGGAUACAGUGCCACCCAAAGGAGAAGAUGCUGUGAAAAGACUCCUUCUGCGWAUCCAAAGACAACGRGAACAAGYCAAGGAAGUAAGGCCAAUUGAGGCAAAGAAAGAUGAUAAAGACCAAAAGACUCCUGUUCAUAAAGCGGGAAAGUCAACAGGCUCGAGGGUAAAUAUUAUGACACCUCUUCCCGAAGAAGAAGAACAUCUAUCGGACGAAGAUAUCCCACGUAUCUUCCUACCGCGUGCACACCAUGACACGAGGGAAUCUGCUCCUAAAGAUCUUUCAAAGGAUUCUGCAGGAAAUGCUCGUGAAGUGCGAAUGCUUCUUCACCCGCAGGAAGCAGCAAGAAAGGCAAGAGUGGUGGCUAGUUUAAAGGAGAARGAGAACAUCGCACCUAUCCAGAAAACAACGCCUUCUGCUAGUGAUGAAGAUGAACUUCAGAAACAACAGCGACUGAUGCAACAACUAGAGGAACAACGACUCAUUCAACAACGUCUUGAAGACCAGCUCAAAGAAUACCACAAGAGGGUCGAGGUUCUCCCCAGUGAACCAUCCCCAGAACCGUAUCCAGACCCAUAYGAUGAUUUUSAUGAUAGUGCUCAAGGGCAAUCUAGAGAAAGUAACAAAAAGGAAAAGACAGAAAAGGAUGGGCUCGUAAUAGAAAGCAAAGAUAAAAAAAWUAUCGAAGAAAAGGAGUCUAUUGAAGACGGAGUUGGCGAGGGAUCUCUAUCUUCCAUAGAAACUGGUGCACUUUCUCUUGAAGAGCAAACGGYUGAUGAAACUUCAGAAACGUCGAGCAGUGUUUCCGGUGCUGGUACAACAUCAGAGAGACCACAGAAAAUCUCUCCAGCAUUAACAAAACUGCAUCACCAUCUCUCUACUUCCACAACAGAUAACAGCAGUCGUGCUACUUAUGAUUCAAAUCAUGACCACUUUCGUUCAGCRGGACCUCGUGAACAGUCUUCGUUAUCUUUUAAAAGGCUUGAAACAACAGGAGACAGCUUUCCUAGGGAAAGUUCGUCCGAAUCAGAGGGCCGACAGGAGUCUGAAGAUUUAUCAUCYAGUUCUGGAUCAUUGGAUUUCAGGCACGAACAAAUUCCUACAAGUCGAUAUUUUUCGCAUGGAAUUGAUCGCACGCUACCUUCAACAACACUAAGUUCCGACAGCAGUARAAAUAGAAUCAGCAAUAAACCAGGCGCAAAUCUUAAAUCAUCAAGCGACACGAUUACUACGUCUUAUUCUGGACCUUUCCAACGAGUGCAAGAAAUACAAAGCUACUUCCAAAGCCCCAAUCUAAGAACAGCUGAUGUAGUUAAUGUUACCCCAAGCCCAUCUGUUUCUCAGUCUACGCCUCCAUUAUCCAAGCCUCCURGAGGGACACCUAACUACUUAGAAGAAUAUCGAAGAAAAUGGGAGGAAGAAAAAUUGCUAAUAGAAAAUCAGCGCCAGAUAAUAAAACAAAAACAAGAACAACAACUUCAACGUAUGCGAUAUUACAAAAAUAUCUUGGAUAGGUACGAAAAGGGUAGUUCCAGUGAUGUGGAGAAGGCACCUAGAAUACCCAUGACGAGUACUACAUCUACUAUACAAGGUCAAUUAGCCGUUAGGCCUGUUACUAGACAUGCAGAUGACAUUAGCRUUCUCAAUAAAGCAAAUGAGAACGCACCUGGCAGUAAGGAAGCUAAUCACUUUGCUCGUUUACAAGAAAGUUCGAGCAGCUCUGAUAACAGUUUUAGAAAGUCUCUUCCGUGGACGAGUGAUUCAAAUAGCUCUGGGCGCCUUAGACAUCGAUUAACRAUGACCUCUCGAAAAUCAACAUCAACGAGUGAUUUUAGUCUUCCAUCGAGUGGGACAGAAUAUCGCUCCCUCCCAAUUUCACCAAAUCCAUCAGUCCUUAGUACAAAYCUCGAUCUUGCUAAUGGAAGUAGGUCCUCAAURACAACACUGUCUGAACUACACGAAAUGAUGUCAAAGUUUACCUCCUCAAGUGAGAAUGAGAAGCAGACUGGGAGGAUGAGCUGGUCUGAAUAUUUAACUGAGGGAACCUCCCCAAAGAGAGGUGCAACAGAGAUCKCUCCAGGUGCUCCUUUUAGCACACAGGAAUCUAGUACUCUUACCAAUUUAACAGAUUCAUUUUCAGAGGUUCAAGGUGCUACUGAUACAGUAAUGCAAGAAAAGUGGUACCUUCCUCCAAAGCCUAUCACGAGCWCAGUUGGUGGACGUCAGGAAUCAUUUUCCAAURCCAGUGAAUUUCUAUUACAAGAUCGGAAAGGCGAUAAAUCUAGAGUGAAUUCAGAAAAURAAAGCCGACAGUUUUUGCGGACCAGCGCUCCGAAAACAGGGCCAACAUCGAAUACUCAAUCACCGAGCAACCUCCAAGGCUUAACAUCUAGUAGUAGCUCAGAGCUUUAUCAAUGGUUACCUCCUCCUAAGGCCAGUGUACAGUCCAUCAGUUCAGUUGACCAUMACAAACAAGGGUUACCGUUAGAUAUUCAGGCAGUUGAUAACUCCCAAAGCAGUAGCUCAGAACGUCAUCAGUGGAUACUUCCUCCUAAAGCAAGUUCGCAGUCAAUCGAGGCUCAAAGAGAUGAACUAAGAUUAGGUCCUCAAGAAGUUGGCAACGUUCAAAGUUCAACUUCUGCAAGUAGCAUAGAGCUUCAUCAAUGGCUGCUCCCUCCUACGGCAAGUGCGCARUCAAUCGGUUCAGAUGGRCAACARAAAGKAGGGUUAAGAUCGGCUAAUGAAGCAGAUAGUAACGUUCAARGCUCAACUUCUGGCCUCCACUCAGAGAUGCAUCMUUCAUMUWGGGMAAGYGUGCARMCAAUCKKUUCAGUUGAGCUACAAAAAGGAACAAGAUCAGAUACUCAAGUCGUAAGCAAUGYUACAACCUCCGGCAGUAGCUCACCGCUUCAAUGGAUCAUUCCUUCUAAAUCAAGCAUACAGUCAGUCAGUUCAUUGGACCCAGCUAAAAAUGUGUCAAGUUUGAAUGCUCAAGAAGAKGGUAAUGUGCAAAGCACCUCUGGUGGUAGCUCACCRAUUCACAAGUGGCUUUUUCCUCCUAAGUCAAGUACACAGUCUAUCAAUGAGCCAUUCACAAAAGGAGUCGACGCAGACAGACAGGUUGCAAGCGAUUACGAAUACCUUGGAGUCNCAUGA
Molecule: messenger RNA, 4624 nt
Organism: Exaiptasia diaphana
Lineage: Eukaryota; Metazoa; Cnidaria; Anthozoa; Actiniaria; Aiptasiidae
Product: centrosomal protein of 295 kDa
Exons: 21
Coding region: 266-4624 (1452 amino acids)
Biological process (GO): regulation of centriole replication
Cellular component (GO): cytosol; centriole; centrosome
Source: RefSeq, a predicted model, not a curated record